UUACGUGGACAUUGUGGCAUGUAGCUAUGGAUUUAUUCGCACAGAUUUUGGAAUUUCCAUAUCGUUAUGAAAUUAUCUCGAUCUAAAUCAUACCUGAUACAAAAUUUUCAAAAUAUUGGUUAAAAGGUAGACUGCACGCUUGACUUACCUGGUGUACGAACGGAAUGCUUACUGACCAUGUAAUAUCAUACCAGACACGAUUACCAGUGGAAUGACGUUUUUCUGGUGAAGAGCUACAGUUAUGAAAUUCCUUGCUGUUGGCUUCAUCUUAGGAUGGGUGGGAUCGGUUUAUCCUUACCAUCUUGCUCCACCUGUAUAUCCAGGUCGCCCAACUACUACGACUACACCCAAACCAACUACUACCACAGUACCAGUCGAGUACGAAGCGCCGGAAAUUGAGGGUCCGGUGUCGACAACCACAACGGAAGCUACGACUACUACUACCACUAAAAAGCCUACUACGCAUGCGUAUGGCCAUGGCCCGCCGCAUGUCCCGCCCCAUGGCCCGCCCCAUGGCGGUUACUACGACCAUUAUGGGCAGUAUCAUUAUGACCCAUAUUACAAUACACACAAUGACCCGUAUGGCGCAUAUGGUGCAACCUAUGACCCCUACGGACGUCACUCCAGCCAUGCGCCUUAUCCAACGCAGGCCCCACAUCCGAGUCAAGCGCCAUAUGGUUCGGGCGCACGUGGCCCGUAUUCAGAUCCAUACGCGCCACAAUACGACAAACGUAGAGGAGGUUAUUCUGAGCCCUACUACAAUCAGGGCUUAAAACCAAGAGGACAGUCAGCUUUGAUUGAUCAAUUAUCAAUUGUAAAACCAAGUGCAUCUCCGCCGCCAUCAUAUCGACGGUCCGGGAAAUGGAUAGAAAUGCGACCAGCCAACGAACUUCGUAUGAAAUCUCGUAGGCGCAACGGACAAGGUGCUAAGAGAAGAAGAGGGUAUAUCCCCAGGGGGAAUCAGCAGACCCUUAAACGGCCUCAGGGGGCUAACAACCAGGGCAACACUGGAUCAAGGACAAGAACGGCAGGUAACCAGGCAAAUUGGCAAAAUAAGCAACGACCCCGUGGACGUCAAAAUCAAGCGUUUAACCGCCGUGCAAAUGGCGGUCAACAACGCAGGAAAGGAAAACGGGGUCGAUGGAAUAAUAAAAACAAAGGUAACAAUGCCUGGGGUUAUCAACAGUCUCAAGAUUCAGCUAGUACUGCCGGCGGUAUUAGCCAGCCUUCGACUGGUUAUUCCGGAUCAGGAUAUCAAAACAAUAAUUAUAAUCCAAACUCGGCCUUUGACACACAGGCUAGGAAUGCGGCGGUGCAACCUAGUCCUUACCCUAGUGCUGCUACUGCUCAAAAUCAAAACAAUUAUUAUUCUCAAACGGGUGGUGCUGGAUACAACCAAGGACAGGGGAGUGGAACAGCGGCAAACGCUUACGGCCAGCAAGGUUAUAAUUAUUAUAACGGGGCCACAGGAACCGGAAGUGGAACAAACUACAACACACCAGCUCCGCCAAGCUAUGCAUCUAGUUAUAACACUCAGGGAACAUAUAAUUACAAUACUCCGGCAGUGCCAGCACAACAGCAAGCCUACAACAACCCAACAUACACGUCUGAUACUACUUACAAUAACCAGGGUACACCGACCGGAAACUACGAUGCAAGCGGAAAUCAAAUGCAAGCCAAUGGCUACAACUCUGCCGGAUCGUGGGGCGGACAGAACAACAAUAUGAAUGCACAGUCUAAUUGGAAUACGGGCAAUUCAUUUGGUCAAGGACAGCAAAGUAACACAGGAACUGAUUCGACAUCUGGCUAUAUGACCAUGAACAAUGCUAAUUCUGGGUUUGCUUCAAAUACUGGUUCAUCAAAUAUAGCUUCAUCAAAUACUGGUUCAUCAAAUAUAGCCUCAUCAAAUACUGGUUCAUCAAAUACAGGUUCUUCAAGCGGGGGUUCAACAAAUUCAAAUCAAGCAAGUGAACAAAGUGUUGCUCAAACAAUGUUAAAAAUGCUGGAAAAAAUGAAAAAAGCGGCAGCUGCCAAUGCAACCUCUUCGAACAGUGUGUCGUCUGCUUCGUUCUCCGCUGCAAGCACUAAAAAGGAACCUAUGAUUUCAAAAAGUAUGGAAGCCGCUAUUAAAAAUGCUAUCAUUAAUGCUGCAAAGGACCUCACUAAUACCAUGAAGGCAAAGGAAAUACCAACUUAUCUUGGCACUCAGGAAACGUACCAAAUGCCUCCGUCAGUCCAAGCAAUUGACACGUCAUUCAAAGCUGAGGUUACAAGUCCAUAUGGAUGGACACAACCGUCUACGACUCAGCGGACGUGGACACAGGCACCGCCCACAACGACAGCAGCUCCUGCUGCAACUAAUGGGCAGUGGGGAUCUACAGGGGGACUAUGGGGAUCUCCUGCACUUGACAACUUUUAUCAAGUAACAAUACCUCCCAGGGGGAGUGCUGCUGGACCCUGGGGAACAGCUGCACCAACUACUCCCAAAAUGUCGUUUCUAGGUGAAAUGAGUCGGCGACAGUCAGCCCUAGCUAGCACAGCGAAACCAAGAACAACUCCAAACCCGAUGAAGGGAUUUCAACAACUUUUACUAGCAUCCGUUUUGUUUAACAAGAAAUAGGCCGAUGCCUUGUUAUCGGCUUUGGUAGGUGUCUUUUUAUAUGGAUGUAAACAUGGAGGAAUGAUAUAUGGCUGUGCUGAGGGAGUUAUAACAGAAAGUGUUUCCGUUACAAUAGUUCCUGUUUUUAAUUAGGUAAAAUGAAAAGCCUAAAAGAGAAAAAGAUACUUUCGUAUUAUUAACGUAUGAGUACAACGUACUUCGGCAGAGAUGAAUGGAUGUUAUAUUUAAUCUAUUUAGAAGCGUGUUCCUGGAAUGUUAAUUGUGGAGAUAUAUGUAUGUCAGUCAUGCUUGCGAUCUCGUGUAGUGUGAAACUUUGGACAAUGUUAUUAUAUUGUUGCUAUACUGUAGCUGUUCGGUGAUGAUAUGAACGUUGUUGGACAAUGUGAUUAUAUUGUUACUAUACUGUAGCUGUUCGAUGAUGAUAUGAACAUUUGUUGGACAAUAAUAUUUAAAAUUGAACCGUUCAGUAUGUGUCGAUAUCUAUUUUUGUAAUUGUCUUCAAAACAUAAUUUAAGUUUUAUAAAAAUAAUUUUCUGUGCAUUGUUGAAUUCAGUCUACCUUUCGAUAUAUCUGAUAAUAGCAGCGGAAUUGCAUGUUUUAAAUGUGUGUCCCAACAAUUAAGCUUAGAAAUUAUAUAUAUAUGUAUUCUUAUGAUGGCGAAUUAACAUUUAAAUAAUCAUUCGGCUUAUCGGUGUGUGGGAUAUUUGGAUAGUGUCCAUUUUAGUAAAUAUAAACAUACCAACAUGUAUCUAAGUACGAAAAUGAAAUGAAUACAUUUUUUUUGUAUGUUUACGUACUGAACAUAUUGUUAUUUUUAAGGGUAUUUACCUUUUGCAAUUUUCGUUGGUAUUAUAAAACGCACAAGGAAAUACCGUAUAAAAUUAUACAUAAGAAACUAGUCUUAUAAUAGUUUAAGGAAAAAUGCAUAUAUCGUGAAAAUGUGGCAAAACCGAAAAAAGAACAAUAUAGAUUACGCAGAAAUACUUCACAGUUUUACAUCUUUGGUAAUAAAAUAUAGGUUAUGCAUGUGUUCUGGAACAUUUUCGUCAUGUUGGUAAUGUAAAUAUGAUAUCUAACACAACCUUUAUGACAUUAAAGAAAACAUAUUGGUCGUUGUAUAUAACUUCUAUCAUAUGGUCAUGUAAGUGCUUAGUAUGAACUUGUUUCUGAAGCUCAGACUCGCCUUUCUUUUCUACACUUGUACAUUGUGGUGCAUGUAAUUAGUAAUAAUCAAAGUAUUAUGAGUGAAAGGGUAGGACACAGAAAAAAAUUCCACCAGAGAUAUUGAAUGUGAGACAAACUUAUAUAAUAUAUAUCAGGAACAGUAUGGGGAUUUCCCUUGUGCUCAUGUUGUUUUGCAAAUAAUGGUCGACUAAACAAAGCAAACUUAGAUUAAUUACAAAUGUAAGUGAGAAAUUAAAUGUUUUAUUUUUCACUAUGCAUUUUGGAAUAACCUGAGAAUUUAAUGCUGGACAUUUUCCUUCGUUAUUUUGAAUUAAAAAAACGUUUGGAAAAACUCACUCGACACGUUUGAAGUUAUAUUUUAUAUGAUUCCUGACAGCAGAAUAAAGAAAUCAUUCUAAAAGUAAUAUUAUAGAUAUAACUUUUUUACUUUUAUUCACUGAAACAUUGCUUUAAGAAAACAUUAACGUAAUCUCGAGCUUUGUGUAUUGUCUUGUAUUGCAUAUGUCAGUGCAUAUAAAUGUAGCGAUCUAUUAAAGUUUUGUUAAAAUGAAAAACAUUUGUAUAUAAAGUGUAUGUAGUGAAUCCAGGCAUUUAAAUAACGUGUCCGAAUUCGGAAUCGUAAAUGGAAAGACACCGAUAUGAAUCGAGAGAACAAAUCAUUUACUUAGUAAAAGACUUAAUUCUUUACCAAAACUGACAUUAAAAAACUAUACAUUCAUAAAAGUAUAAAACAUGUCACAAAUAAUACCGUAUAUAUUUGAUUAAAGUACAGCUAAAUAAUAAUAAUAUACAUUACAUGUAUUUGGUUUCCUUUUGUUUCGUAUUCGACAGUUUUUUGUACCACUUUGCUCUGCUGUACUGCAGAUUCACACAAAUAUUUAUGUCAUUUUGCAUUAAAAUAAUUUAUUAAUGGAC
Molecule: messenger RNA, 4720 nt
Organism: Pecten maximus
Lineage: Eukaryota; Metazoa; Mollusca; Bivalvia; Pectinida; Pectinidae
Product: mucin-19-like
Exons: 3
Coding region: 242-2620 (792 amino acids)
Source: RefSeq, a predicted model, not a curated record